This is a messenger RNA of Lolium rigidum, 2022 nucleotides long. RefSeq names its product BTB/POZ domain and ankyrin repeat-containing protein NPR1-like. The record is from RefSeq and is a predicted model, not a curated record. Gene Ontology annotation, molecular function: protein binding. The transcript is spliced from 4 exons. Gene Ontology annotation, biological process: defense response to bacterium; systemic acquired resistance, salicylic acid mediated signaling pathway; regulation of salicylic acid mediated signaling pathway. Gene Ontology annotation, cellular component: nucleus; cytoplasm. Lineage: Eukaryota; Viridiplantae; Streptophyta; Magnoliopsida; Poales; Poaceae. Bases 4 to 1761 code for a protein of 585 amino acids.
CCAAUGGAGCCUCCUCCGACCAGCCACGUCACCACCGCCUUCUCCGACUCCGACAGCGUCUCCAUGGAGGUCUCCGGCGACGCGCCCGACCCGGACCUGGAGGCGCUCCGCCGCCUCUCCGACAACCUCGCCGCCGCCUUCCGCUCGCCCGAAGACUUCGCCUUCCUCGCCGACGCCAGCGUCGCCGUGCCGGGCGCGCCCGACCUGCGCGUCCACCGCUGCGUGCUCGCCGCCCGGAGCCCCUUCCUGCGCGCCGUCUUCGCGCGCCGCGCCGCCGCCUCGCCGCCCGGCGCGGAGGCGGAGGGCGUCCGGCUGGACCUCCGGGAGCUCCUCGGCGACGAGGUGGAGGUCGGGUACGAGGCGCUGCAGCUCGUGCUCGACUACCUCUACAGCGGCCGCGUCGUCCGCGACCUCCCCAAGUCGGCCUGCGCCUGCGUCGACGACGACGGCUGCCGCCACGUCGGCUGCCACCCCGCCGUCUCAUUCAUGGCGCAGGUCCUCUUCGCCGCCUGCACCUUCCAGGUCGUCGAGCUCACCAGCCUCUUCCAGCGGCGUCUCCUUGAUGUACUUGAUAUGGUGGAAGUGGAUAACCUUCCUUUGAUCUUAUGUGUUGCAAACUUGUGCAAUAAAUCUUGCACGAAACUGCUCGAAAGAUGCCUUGAUAUGGUGGUCCGGUCAAAUCUUGACAUGGUUACUCUUGAGAAAGCGUUGCCUUCAGAUGUUAUCAAGCAAAUUACUGAUUCACGGCUAAGUCUCGGAUUAGUUUCACCUGAAGACAAUGGAUUUCCUAACAAACAUGUAAGAAGGAUACUCAGUGCUCUUGAUUCUGAUGAUGUGGAGCUUGUCAGGAUGCUGCUCAAGGAAGGGCACACUAAUCUUGAUGAUGCAUUUGCAUUGCACUAUGCUGUAGAACACUGUGAUUCAAAAAUCACAACAGAACUGCUGGACCUCACACUUGCAGAUGUUAAUCUAAGGAACCCAAGAGGUUAUACCGUUCUUCAUAUCGCUGCCAGGCGAAGAGAUCCUAAAAUUGUUGUGUCCCUUUUAACAAAGGGUGCUCGGCCUUCUGAUCUUACAAUUGAUGGAAGAAAAGCAGUUCAAAUUUCUAAGAGACUCACAAAAUAUGGGAAUCACUUUGGUAUUACUGAAGAAGGAAAACCGUCUCCUAAAGACUGGUUAUGCAUUGAGAUACUGGAGCAAGCAGAAAGAAGGGAUCCACAACUUGGAGAAGCAUCGGUUUCUCUUGCAAUGGCUGGUGAAUGUCAACGUGGAAGGUUGUUGUACCUUGAAAACCGAGUUGCUUUGGCGAGGAUAAUGUUUCCAAUUGAGGCAAGAGUAGCAAUGUACAUUGCUCAAGUGGAUGGUACUUUGGAAUUUAACCUUGGUUCUGGUGCAAAUCCACGUCCUGAGAUACAAGGGGGGACUGUUGAUCUAAAUGAAACUCCUUUCAUAAUGAAGGACGAACACUUAGCUCGGAUCAGAGCCCUCUCAAAAACAGUUGAACUUGGUAAGCGCUUCUUCCCACGCUGUUCCAAUGUGCUGGACAAGAUCAUGGAUGAUGAAGCUGAGCUGGCUGCCCUCGGAAGAGAUACAUCCACAUCCACUGACAAGAAGAGGAGGUUUCAUGAUCUACAGGACUUGCUUCUGAAGGCAUUCGACGAGGACAAGGAGGAGAAUGACAGGUCGGCCCUUUCAUCUUCCUCAUCGUCGACGACGACAUCCAUUGGAGCAGGGAGAUUGACAGUUCGGCCUAGGAGAUGAGCACCUUGGCCGCAUUCUUGCCAUAUUUGUAGCUGAUUUUCUGUCUGAAGAUGGUCGUCAGGUUUUCUUAUUCUUCUGUUCCUCUUUUGUGUGGAAAAGAUGCUUCUUUUCCAUUUAACGUACUCAAAAUAGUACUACCAGUCUAGCAUCAUGGUCAGAUAGGGUUAGUGAUGAUGCUGUUGGCUUGGCCCUGUAGAUCUCCUAGUUAUGCUCCACUUUUUGCUUGUACAGUAACAGUAGUUCAGGCAGCUCUCGCUGUGG